Molecule: messenger RNA, 1969 nt
Organism: Spodoptera frugiperda (fall armyworm)
Lineage: Eukaryota; Metazoa; Arthropoda; Insecta; Lepidoptera; Noctuidae
Product: thioredoxin domain-containing protein 9
Exons: 6
Coding region: 188-829 (213 amino acids)
Biological process (GO): microtubule cytoskeleton organization
Cellular component (GO): cytoplasm
Source: RefSeq, a predicted model, not a curated record
CAUUCGUCAUUGUCAAUUUUUUGUGAAUACAUAGCGGUGCCCGUGCUGAAAAUUCACAAAAAAUCGUCUAAAAUUACCUAAAUUGACAAUAUAAAACAUCAAAAACUGUGUCUACAUAAUAUUUACCUUCAUUCCUGUUUAGUGCAAAGUCUUUUUACCGCGGGAAAAGCAGCUAUACCCUACAGCCAUGGACCAGCUACUGCAGCAGGUUGCCUCCAACAUGGAGAAGCAGCUGGACAGUGAGAUCGAGAGGUUGGAGACUAUGGACUCGAGCGACCUGGAGGCUAUCAGGCAGCAGCGGAUCGCAGAGAUGAAGAAACGCGCCAAAGCCAAGCAGGAGUGGCUAGCUAAUGGUCACGGCGAGUACACAGAGAUAGACGGCGAGAAGGAGUUCUUCACCGUGUGCAAUAAGAGCGAGCACGUGGUGGUGCACUUCUACAAGAGCGACAGUCCGCGCUGCAAGAUCGUGGACAUGCACCUCAAGGUGCUGGCCAAGAAACACGUCGAGACGCGCUUCGUCAAGCUCGACGUGGAGCGGGCGCCGUUUUUGAGCGGUCGUCUGAAGAUCCGCGUGAUCCCCACCAUAGGGCUGGUGAAGGAAAAUAAGACGAAAGACUUCAUCGUCGGGUUCACUGACCUCGGCAACCGGGACGACUUCUCCACUGAGAUGCUGGAGUGGAGGAUAGCCAGAUCAGACAUAAUAGAGUACUCAGGCGACCUCCUGGUCCCUCCUGAGGAGGCUCGCAAGGCGCGCAAACUGCAGAUUCAGAGCAAGAAGACUAUUCGAGGCACUCCCGACUCCGACUCAGAUUUAGAACUCAGUGAUUAGCAGCUCACGGUCCGUUAGUUAACAAUACAAUGUCAAUAGUUUUAUUAUAACUUUCGUGAGAUAUACUAAAUUAAUUAUUAUGUUUUCGGCUUACUCACGUAACUGUUUGACGAGGAACUCGACUAGUUUCAAGCCAUGCUAGAGACUCAUUCAUGAGCAGUAGCGCCCAUCGCGCCCUCUGCCUGGAAUCACGCGCAUUUACCGGCGCUCGACGAUAUUGGCACAUUAGACUCGUUCGCCGGCGGCUGCGUAGGUAUCGGGUUCGAUUCUCGCGUCGACACAAAGACGGUGGUACAUACCGCGCUCACUAUGUCUUGGAACUAGUCGAGUUCCUCGUCAAACAGUUACGUGAGUAAGUCGAUAACAUAAUAAUUAAUAGAUAUCAGGUUUAUAAUAUUUUAAACGGUAUACUAAAUUAUGCUUGUUACACAUCAACAGCCUAUAAGUGUCCACUGCUGACCAAAGGCCUCUUCUCACACGGAGAAGGAUUGAGCAUUAAUCACCACGCUUGCUCAAUACGGGUUGGCGAUUUCAAACUUAUAAUUAGAAAUUAUAAGCGUGGUAAAUUAUUAUGGCAAUGAAAUACACUGGUUUGUGUUGCCAUUAUGUUAACAUAAAAUUGAUUUAAAAUGUUUACAAAUCUCAUUCUUUUAAUUAUUAAGAUCGGGUUUUGUUUACCCUAGUGGGUAACUUUGAGCCAUAUUCUAUUACCAAUAGGAAUUUAGAACAAAGCUUAUAUUAGUUUUUCAUUGGUUUAAAAGUUUGGGUCAAAAUUACCCACUAUGGUCAAAAUGACCCGAUCUUGCAGUAUUCGUUCUAAAUUAUUGCACAAAAUUAUGUUUUUAACAAGUAAAACAUUCCUUUUGCAUACUUCUAAACAAAAUUCUGGUAUAAAAAUCCAUUUGUUAUAAAAUAUACAUUAAAAUGUCCUGUGUGAAUGGUGCUAAGCGAUUGUACAACUUAUUGUCUAGAGCAGAGAGUACAUAUUUGUUUGAGCGUUUGUGAGUAGUGUGACCAGACUUCAGUGACGGUAGUUUGGUAGUUUUCGCUAGUUGUGUUUGGGUUAUAUUUAUGUGUGUUCAAUGUACAAUACAAUGCAUUAUUAUUAUAAUAUUUUGAAUAAAUACACUUUUUUAACAA